This is a messenger RNA of Polyodon spathula (Mississippi paddlefish), 1653 nucleotides long. RefSeq names its product tetratricopeptide repeat protein 24-like. The transcript has 9 exons. The record is from RefSeq and is a predicted model, not a curated record. Gene Ontology annotation, molecular function: protein binding. The coding region runs from base 195 to 1535 and encodes 446 amino acids. NCBI's taxonomy places the organism in Eukaryota, Metazoa, Chordata, Actinopteri, Acipenseriformes, Polyodontidae.
CACAAACAAAGGUAUCUAAGAGUGCUGCCAUAAUCAUUUCCUAGACUGAAGGAGAAGACCUGUGUGGUAUACAGGGAAGGAAGAAAUUACAUUUUUUAAACUUUCAAAUUCUAGAUGAGCUUAUUUUUCUCUCCAGCAAUACAAUAAUCUUACAGUUUCUUCUGCUGCUUUCAUAAACCACUUCCAAAGUGACCAUGAACAGUUCGGGUGAAACUGAAGCCGCAGCCAUCCUGGCCCAAAUUAAGAAACUUAUCAAGUCUGGCAGCCAGGUUUUAGUAGAUGACCAUCAUGAAAGAGCAUUGUCCAUCUUCAAGAAAGCCUACCUGCUUUCUUUAAAGCUUCCUGAAGGCCAGGCCCAAAAGGCUUGUCUGUUUAACCUGGGUGCUGCCUACAUUGCCGUGGGCAAAGCCAAGAAGGGCCUGAAGUGCCUGAUGAAGUGCAAGCUGAAGGAGCCCGAGGGGAGGGAUGCAGACAUGUACUUCAACAUCGCCAUCGCCUACGAAGAAAUGAAGGAGUACUCCAAGGCCGUCAGGUUCUACGAGAAGGCUGUGAAUGACUAUGGAGCUCACCAGGCUGACAACACCGCGGAUGCCCUGAUAAAGCUGGCUUACUGUUCCGUGAAUCUGGAGGACCCUGCAUCGGCUGCACACUCCUUCAGGCUGGCCGGGCAGUCUUACCAACAGGCUGGGAGGUGGGACUACGCAGCUAUGGCACUGAGGGAAUGUGCCAGCUACAUGAUCCAGAGCCAGAGGUUCUCUAAAGCAGAAGUGCAGCAGGUUCUCAAGGAGUGUCAUCAGAUAUGCAAAGGAAUAACACAUUCAAGCCUAAAAGGAAAGCUGCUCAAUGACAUCGGCCUACAUUAUGUAGAGCUGAAGAGUUUUAGCCAGGCAGAAGGGUGUUUCACUGAAGCCUUGGGCAGCUGCUCUGGAAUGAGUUUCAGCAUCAGGAAGAGGGCUGUGCUGCUUCAGAACACAGGGGCGAUCCACAAUGCAAUGAACCAGUACGAGAUGUCACUCAAAUAUCACGCUGAGGCAGCCGACAUGUACGGUGCCCUAGAGGAAAGGAAGGCUCAGGGUGAAAGUCUGUGCAAUCUGGCCUAUGCAUACAGCCAGAUGAAGAAUUAUAAAACAGCAGCGUUCUAUUACCAAGAGGCCCUGCAAGCUUUCAAGGAAGUAGGUGAUCUGCAUGGGCAGUGGCAGAUGUGUGAAGGAUUAGGAGCUACUCAUUUCUGCCUUGGCAACAUGGACCAAGCCGUAUCUUAUUACAAACAAGCACUGGCUGUGUUUGGACAGUCAAAGGAGAAAUCCGAGGCUCCCAGGGAGAGGAUCUUGGGUAAAUUGACAGAUACCAUUAAGUACAAUGUGGCCCUGAAGCGAUCCCACCCACACAACCAGAGCUUCCCUCUCCCCAAUGAGAUGCCUCUAACCCCAAGACUUGCAAAAGAAAACAGAAACCCUUCAUUCAGUGAUUCGAAUGAAUCUGUGAAGGCGAGGACUCUCCAGCCUCAGCUAGGAAACACAGACAAUGUGAUAUAAACGGAAAGCAAGAGCAAUCAAAGGAAAAUGUAGAAGCACACCGACGAUCGACUCCAGCGAUCCAUUAGACAAGCGACAGAGGAAAAAGUCGGAUGAAUGAAUCCUGUUUUAAAUACCG